Messenger RNA from Eupeodes corollae, 559 nucleotides. Its product is annotated as late histone H2B.L4-like. The coding region runs from base 131 to 535 and encodes 134 amino acids. NCBI's taxonomy places the organism in Eukaryota, Metazoa, Arthropoda, Insecta, Diptera, Syrphidae. Gene Ontology annotation, cellular component: nucleosome. Gene Ontology annotation, biological process: nucleosome assembly. The record is from RefSeq and is a predicted model, not a curated record. The transcript has 2 exons. Gene Ontology annotation, molecular function: structural constituent of chromatin; protein heterodimerization activity; DNA binding.
UGUUUUCGAUUUUUCGAAAAUCAAAGUAAUCAAGGAAACAAAAAUAUUUCAAUUGUUAGUAUUUUUUUUAUUAAGAAUUGCUGAAUAGUUUUUUAAAACAGUAAAAUACCAUUUUUUAUUUCUUAUCAAAAUGGAUCAGGAGUCUGAAACCAACUUGGAAACUGCAGCUAUGAAGACAAUCCCAAAACUUCAGGAAAACAAGCUGUUAGAGAUCAAAAAGAAGCCAAAGACCAGACCACUAGUUCCACGUUUACAGUUUCAAAAAAAUUUCAUACGUGUCCUUCGCUCGAUGAAAAACAAUGACAGGGGUUUGACUCACAAUGCAAAAUGCAUUCUAAAUUCCAUGGUUAACGAUAUUUUCGAUCGUCUGACUGUCCAAGCAAUUCAAUUACAACGGGCUGCGAAACGUAAAACCCUAACUCAUAAUGACAUGGCUUCUGCAUGCUCACUUUUAUUCAGUGGUGAUUUACAGAAACAUGCGAAAGCCGCUGGUGCUAAAGCUGUUGUCCAAUAUUUGCGUUCGUAUAAAAAAUAAAAAACUAUUUUAAAAAAUAAAUAA